GCGGAACAUCCAUCCAUCCAGUAGGCGCUUCACCGGGGCGUGCGGGUCCGCAGAUGCGGGGGUGAGAGGAAAUGGCUGACGGGAACUCGUGAGGACGCGGCGGGCAGACACCUGGAGCUCAGGCAGCAGCAGGAACAGGAACAGGGGAGGGGGAGCAUGGAGGACUCGGAGCCCGCAGAGGACGGCUUGCUCGCGGGCUUGCGGUGGAACCGCAGCGCUCGGGACCAGGCGCAGCUCAAACACAAAAUCCGCGACCUGCCGGGGCUGCUGAAGCACGGACUGCACCUGCGGAAGAAGAGCCAAUCACCUGACACCAUCCCCGGACCGAGCACUGGACCUGCUGUACACAAGUCUUGCUCCCAGAGUUUCCCUUGUGCUGGUCGUGCUGUGAGGAAUGCUUUCCUCUCUCAUGGACCGUACCCAGCUAAAGACAAGAUACACCUGGCCAGAAUCAUACGGCGUAGCUAUGUGGGAGUGGAGCUGGUGCAGUGGCUCUCUGAACAGUGCGUGUAUGUGCGCUGUCGGACUGCUGCUGUGCGUGUCUGGCAGGUGCUGCUGGAGCUGGGAGUCCUGCUCUCUGUGGACCAGCGGGUGAUGUUUUCUGACUCCAACUCUUACUACCAGUUCAGUUUUGAGGAGUGUGACUCCGCCUCCUGCGAGUUUCGCUCGAAUGAGGCGGAUUGGCCAGAUGCUGCUAAGCUCCUCCUACAACUUGCCCCAUAUGUUCAGUUUCGCUCCGGUGGCGGGACCAAUAGCCCGUCAGAGGAGGACUCUGAAGGGAACAGGGAUGUCUGCAGUGAGUUUCUUCAGAUGAAAGCACUUGAGAGGCUCACUUCUACGGUACAAAGUGAGUUGGCAGCUGCUCUUGCCCGAAAGACUCGCAAGGCUUUAUCAGAGCAGGACUCUGAGACAACAGAGAGAAGCCAGGAGGAGUCUUGCACACCCAGCGAGGAGAGCAGCCCGCUGGGUGGGAUGUGCGCGUUGCGAGACGGCGGUGACGGCGGCAGCGUUGGGAUGGGAACCGUAUGCGGCCGCGAGGAGCUCACCAGCCGCCUGGGUCUGGAAGCGGUCCAGCGGCUGGCCAAGGAUGGCUGUCGGCUGCUGCAGAAUCACAACUACCGUCUACCUGACAGGAACCAAGCGGAGGCGGUGGGGAGGGUUUGCCUUAAGGAGAGAGGGCGAGACGUAUUGGUGUUGCAGAGGGUAACAUCAUCACUGACGUCACCCUCAGACCGGCCCUCACCUACGUCGUCAGGGGGCGGGUCCAGAGAGGACGAAGGCAACAAGAGGUACGUGGUGGUAUCUGGAACACCGCUUAAGAUCUUGGAGCAUCUGCUUAGUGACCUGCGGCUGGAUGACCAGAGGGGAGCGUCCGAGAACAGGGAGAGCGAAAUGCUGCUAGAUGACUUCCUGUUGACCUACUUGGUCUUCAUGUCCACUCAUGACCUCUGUCAAGCACUGCUUGGACACUAUAGCAGCGCCCGCUGCAGAGGCCAGGAAGAGGGCAAAGACGCCCUCUUCAGGAAGCGUAAGGUACUGCAGCUGGUGUCCCACUGGAGCAGGCUUUACAAGGACUUCCUGAAGGAAGAGGAGCACAUCAGGAGCUUCAUGAAGACCUUGUACAGGUGUGUUUUAGAAGAUCUGUACGAGUUUCCCACGCUGGAAAAAGACCUGAAGGAGUUUCAAAAACUCCUGCGCCGCAGACACACGGUGGACGACUGUCCCCCAAACCAGAAGAGCAAACAAAUGUAUCAGCAGUUGAGUUUGAAAGAAAACUGUUUCCAGCCUCGCAGUCCACAGGCAGAGACUCGAGAGGUGAUAUGCUGUGUGUAUGUGAGUGCCGACUCCUACUUAAGUGUCCACACACACCCUGCACUGGAGGCCCAUCAGCUGCUGAGGAUUGUGGGUCUUAAGAUGGACAGAGCCGAGGAAGACAUGGUGCUCGCUGUGGUGUCGCACACCGGAGAGCGGCGGGUGUUGCAGCCCAGCGACUGUGUGUAUUCAGAGUCUCUAACUCCACAGGGGAAGCUUGUGGCCUGUCGCAGGGACCUCAAUGAGAUCUUGCCUCCUUUAACAGACAGCGCCGAGUUAAGCAAGAGGCCAGUUCGGCUCUUGGGCAUCAACACCUGGGACGUGGCAGCAGCACUCACACACCUGGAUUGGAGCCUCUUCAAAUCCAUCCAUGAGCAGGAGCUGGUGUAUCACACCCUCAGCCGCACUCCUGCCUCCAGCCACACAGCCGCGCUCUCAGUCCUCCUCCAGCGCUGCAACGAGGUCCAGCAGUGGGUCAUGUCCGAGGUGCUCAUGUGUGUGUCCCUUAACAAGAGGGUGCAGCUGCUCAAGAAGUUCAUUAAGAUUGCAGCUCACUGUAAAGCCCAAAGAAAUCUGAACUCUGCGUUUGCCAUCAUCAUGGGUCUUAACACGGCUUCUGUCAGUCGACUCAAUCAAACAUGGGAGAAAUGUCCAGGGAAGUUCAAGAAGCUUUUUUCAGAGUUGGAGCUCAUCACGGAUCCAUCUCUCAACCACAAAGCCUACAGAGAGGCCUUCAAAAGAAUGAAACCUCCCAAGAUCCCUUUCAUGCCGCUCCUGCUUAAAGAUAUCACUUUUAUUCAUGAGGGAAAUAAAACCUUCCAUGACAACCUGGUCAACUUUGAGAAGCUGCAUAUGAUCGCAGACACGGUGAGAAUGAUUCGCCACUGUCAAAGCGACUUCCCAGGCAACGAGGUGAUUGGGGUCGACAGUGCGGAGGUGAGGGCGAGCGUUCACUGCCUGCACAUCAUCGACAAUCAGCAGACGCUCUUCGAACUGUCACACAAGCUGGAGCCGCGUGCAUAAGCACGCUCACAAAUGUGCUCUCACGGACGCACUAGACACAUCGCAGAAAUGCCAACGUGUGUGUUGUGACACGGACGCUUUGUACAGCAAAAUCUCACACACUCACAAACAACUGCAUCCAGAUCACACAAGCAGCAGCGGCGUCAGCUGGACAAUAAUGAAACUCAGCUGCUCUCUGUCUGUCCUGGAAAGGCUUUCUUACACUCAGCACGUGUUUGUGAUUCUAUAAACACGCGACCUUUCCACACGAACAGGAUCUGAGCGGUAAGAUGGAGAUUUGCCAAACUUCGAUGGAGAGUCAAGGAGGCUGUGAUUAUUUUGUACAGUAUCUGUCGGACUGAGUAUGCCUUUUAUUUUGUUUUUUGUGAACAUUAUUUGGUUAUUUAUGAGGUUCUCCAUCAGGUGAAAUGUUCCUUAAAUGUUUAUCAAUCUUGUCAUCCUGUGAUUGUCAGUAAGGACCCGAUAACCUGAUCAUCAUUUCAAACACAAAAACACUUUGACAUUCAAACAUUUUACAGUCAUUUGAGGGAAAUCUGCAGCAGGGUGUGUAUGGUGUAGUAUGACAACGCCUGCAUAGCACAUACAAGGAUUUGUACUUUGAUACAUGUAUGUGCAGGUUACAUGCUGAAGGUAUCUUAGUGUGAGUAGAAGCCAAGCAAUUCUUGCCUUUAUUUUUUUCAAGCCACUUUUAGCCAAACACUCCUCAUGCACUACACUCUAUGAUGUCUUAAAUGUGAAUAGACUGAUCAUCAUGCGUUCUACUAACUGUGGACCUCAACACUUCUUAGUGCCAAACAUCACGUUGAGCGCUGCAGCACAGCCGUACCGUAGAGCUCCUGCUUUGUUUAGGAGUCGCAGCAUUUGAGUUGGUGGACUGAGCCCCGCGAUGACGUCUCGUCCUCAGUCAUGUAAAGCCAAUCUCACUUCUCACAGUGAUGCUUUCUGACAUAAUGACUGACUGAGUUCAGGGUAUGAAAACACAGUCCCAGUACAGAGCAGGUUUUCUUUCUUUAUAUUCCUUGAAGAAACUUUGAUAUAAUGCAGUUUAUUCAAAUUACUACACAGCAGGAGGAUUUUAUUCCA
Molecule: messenger RNA, 3918 nt
Organism: Cololabis saira (Pacific saury)
Lineage: Eukaryota; Metazoa; Chordata; Actinopteri; Beloniformes; Belonidae
Gene: rapgef5a
Product: Rap guanine nucleotide exchange factor (GEF) 5a
Exons: 26
Coding region: 157-2835 (892 amino acids)
Biological process (GO): Ras protein signal transduction; positive regulation of GTPase activity
Cellular component (GO): plasma membrane
Molecular function (GO): guanyl-nucleotide exchange factor activity
Source: RefSeq, a predicted model, not a curated record